AUGGCCGGAAAGAGAUAAAUGUGUGUUGUUGUUUACCAAAUACUUUCCCAUUUGGCUUUUGGGGAUCUCUCUAUUUUUCGUAAUCAUUUUCCCCUCCUUCGUUAAAACACCGCAACCCACCCUGCAAGAAUAUUUGCCCAUCUCAAAAACCAAGAAUAUUCACUCACCAAAUCCCAUCUCCCUUACCCCAUAUCAUCUUGCUUCAUCCCUCAAUUCUUCUGUUUUGGAACCACGAUUCUCCAGAAUUCGAUUCCGGGAUCAGAAUUCAUGGAGACUAGCAGCCUCGGCAUUGAUAAUUCGGGGGUGCCGGCGUUUUUGUUGACCGACGGAACCUCUUGGUGGCAGGAGAUCAACUAUUCUCGCCUAUGGCAGGAUCGUAUCUUCUUCACCCUUGCUGCUCUUUAUGGCGUCGUCGGCAUCGUCGCUCUUGUUCAACUAGUCCGUAUACAAUUGAGGGUGCCGGAGUAUGGUUGGACCACGCAGAAGUUCGGGCUGUUGUUUUCGUAUUUCGCCGUGACGUGCAGAAUUUGGAACCUCCGAUUCUCCAACAUAUCUUGCUUGACAUGCCAAGCCUUGCCUUCUUUACAACAUAUGCUCUUUUGGUUUUGUUUUGGGCAGAGAUUUACUACCAGGCACGUGCUGUAUCAACUGACGGGUUGAGACCAACUUUCCUUACAGUAAAUGCCGUGGUCUAUGUUAUUCAGAUUGUUCUGUGGCUGGUAUUGUGGUGGAAUCCUGUUCAUGUACUAGCCAUACUUUCUAAGAUGUUCUUUGCUUGUGUCUCUUUGUUUGCUGCCCUUGGGUUUCUUAUUUAUGGGGGAAGAUUAUUCUUGAUGUUACAGCGCUUCCCUGUGGAAUCCAAAGGAAGACGUAAGAAGUUGCAAGAGGUUGGCUAUGUGACAACUAUAUGUUUUUCAUGUUUCCUAGUCAGAUGCAUCAUGAUGUGCUUUAACGCUUUUGAUCAAGCCGCUGACCUCGACGUUUUGGAUCAUCCAGUUCUAAAUUUUAUUUACUACCUGUUGGUUGAGAUCGUACCAUCCUCUAUGGUCCUCUUCAUUCUUCGAAAGCUGCCCCCAAAACGAGGAAUCACGCAGUACCAUCCUAUCCGUUAAAAGGGUGAGAAAGAAGAAGAAAAUCUGAUCAAGUUUCGACAAGAGAUGGGUACAGAAGAAAGCGAAAAGUUGGGAAUGAGGUGUAAGAGGUAAAGGGGUAGCUGAUGCCUAAAGAAACGAUGGUGGCAGAGGCAUUUGGAGUUGUGUUGGUUUGUGUAUUAAAAGUUGGGAAAUGUGUUUAAAUAGGAUUAAAUUAAACAAACUGCUACAGACUGAAAUUUAUAGUGAGGGAGGGUUGAUGGUGUUGUGUCAUGUGAUAAGUGAUUUAUUUAACCUUACUCGCUGGAUUUCUUGUUGUCGCCUUUUUUUGGUUCAAAUAGCAAGAGAUACAGUGACAUUUCUAAAUGUUUCUUCCCUGUAUUUAUAACCCACCAAUUGAUUUUAUUUAUUUAUCCGUCACAUUGCCCAUUAGAGGGUGCACAA
Molecule: messenger RNA, 1535 nt
Organism: Cucumis melo (muskmelon)
Lineage: Eukaryota; Viridiplantae; Streptophyta; Magnoliopsida; Cucurbitales; Cucurbitaceae
Product: protein TOM THREE HOMOLOG 1
Exons: 10
Coding region: 366-1112 (248 amino acids)
Source: RefSeq, a predicted model, not a curated record